Molecule: messenger RNA, 5626 nt
Organism: Gallus gallus (chicken)
Lineage: Eukaryota; Metazoa; Chordata; Aves; Galliformes; Phasianidae
Gene: OPRD1
Product: opioid receptor delta 1
Exons: 3
Coding region: 83-1186 (367 amino acids)
Biological process (GO): neuropeptide signaling pathway; G protein-coupled opioid receptor signaling pathway
Cellular component (GO): neuron projection; membrane
Molecular function (GO): neuropeptide binding; G protein-coupled enkephalin receptor activity
Source: RefSeq, a predicted model, not a curated record
GACUGCGGGAGGCGGCGGCACCGGGCGGGAGCGGGACUCGAACCCGCGGCGUUGGGUGUGCGCGGUGCGGGAGCGGCGGGGCAUGGAGCUGAACACGGAGCUGCCCACGGAGCCGCCCGCGGCGUGGGAUAACCGCACCGCGUGGGACGCCCUGCCCGGAGCCGGCGGCAAUGAGACGGGACCGCCGCGGGCCAAGAACGCCACGUCCAUCCUCAUCGCCAUCGUCAUCACCGCGCUGUACUCCGUGGUGUGCGUGGUGGGGCUGCUGGGCAACGUGUUGGUGAUGUACGGCAUCGUGCGGUACACCAAGAUGAAGACAGCCACCAACAUCUACAUCUUCAACCUGGCGCUGGCCGACGCGUUGGCCACCAGCACGCUGCCCUUCCAGAGCGCCAAGUACCUGAUGGAGACCUGGCCCUUCGGGGAGCUGCUCUGCAAGCUCGUGCUCUCCAUCGACUACUACAACAUGUUCACCAGCAUCUUCACCCUCACCAUGAUGAGCGUGGACCGCUACGUGGCUGUGUGUCACCCGGUCAAGGCGCUGGAUUUCCGCACGCCGGCCAAGGCCAAGGUCAUCAACGUCUGCAUCUGGGUGCUCUCCUCCGUCAUCGGGGUGCCCAUCAUGGUCAUGGCGGUCACCAAGACCAAAGCAGACGGAACAGUGCUGUGCACGCUGCAGUUCCCCGACCCUCCCAUCUACUGGGACACGGUGACCAAGAUCUGCGUCUUCAUCUUCGCCUUCAUGGUGCCCAUCCUGGUCAUCACCAUCUGCUACGGGCUGAUGAUCCUGCGCCUGAAGAGCGUCCGUCUGCUCUCGGGCUCCAAGGAGAAGGACCGCAACCUGCGGCGCAUCACCCGCAUGGUGCUGGUGGUGGUGGCAGCCUUCAUCAUCUGCUGGACGCCCAUCCACAUCUUCGUCAUCGUUUGGACGCUGGUGGACAUCGACAAGAAGAACCCCUACGUGGUGGCCAGCCUGCACUUCUGCAUCGCGCUGGGCUACACCAACAGCAGCCUCAACCCCGUCCUCUACGCUUUCCUGGAUGAGAACUUCAAGAGGUGUUUCCGUGAGUUCUGCCUGCCCUUCCGAGCCCGCGUGGAGCAGAACAGCUUCUCCCGAGCGCGGAACACCACGCGGGAGCGCGUCUCCACCUGCGCCCCAUCGGACGGCCGCGGCCAGCCGGCAUGACUAGGCAUGGGUGAGCAGCGGGGCGCUGCGGAUGAGCCGCGCUCAGAGGUCACCCAGGAGACCACCACCGAGCUUUAGCCCCGCUGGGACCGAGCGCAAGCAGACUGCAAAGACUUCUCCUUCUGGUGGGGCUCACUGAGCCGCAAGAGGACGCCCAUUGCGCAUGGCGCGCGUAGGGUUUGGGUUGUCUUUCUGCCCAUGGAAAGCCCGUCGGUGAGCAGUGGUUUGCUGGGGACCUCCAAGCCAACUUUGGCCCCGGAGAGGGCUUUCGAGUCGAUACUGUUGCUGUGCUAUUGGGGUCUCACUGGCAACCCUGCCCAUGGGUGCAAAGCUGGCAGCACGGACGCAGCAUCCCCAUCCCGGCCCCAUGGCAACGCUGAAUUCCUGCAUCCCACAGGGCUGCGGGUACCGCUCCCAUCUGUCUGCUGCCAGAGACAGCCAGCCCGAGGAAGAUCUCAUUACAGAGCAAUUGGUGGGGACUUGAGGAGUUUCUCGCAGCGCUAACGCGAUUAGGGCGGCGCAUCCAUCCCUCGUCCUCUCCAGCACUGACAGUUUAUGCACUCACAGCCACGCGAGGCAGAGCCCAGCCCAGGGUUGGGGUUCUGUGCUCAGCACCACGCGGAUGGACGCCCCGUUCCCCAGCAGCACCUCGACGGGAGCGCAUCCUGCAGCAGCCAUCAGCCCCAGGGCUCUGCAUUGCAUUACCGCCGCUAAACGGGGACAGAUGCAUCCCUGGUGCCGCUGACCUUCCGUCCCCUCCACCUCCUGCAGCAGCUCCGUGCCCACGAGGUCACACAGCCCACGGAGGACGGGGCUCGGAAGGAGCACUAAUGGCUUUUAUUGGGCAAAUUGAUGGCGCUGGAGGAAGCAGGCGGGCGCGCGGGUGCACCUGGGGUGCGUGGGCUGGAAGGAGAGGCCGCCUUCUGGCUCUGGUUCUUUUCCAGCUGCAUCAAUUGAGCCUAAUGAAGGUCAUUACCUCUCCACACCAGCCUUACCUUGCUGCAGAGCUGCUGGGGAUUGCAGCCUGCCCCUUUGCAAGGCAAUGCUGACGAGGGAGCCGAGACCCAUUUCUUCUUCAAAGGGCCAAGUGGGGCGAAAUUUCCCACCUGGGUCUCAAAUUGAGGACCAUUGGGGCGCACACACAACCUGUCUGCAGCGCAUCCCUCCCACCUGAGCAACGCCUCAGCACUGCAAUGCUUUGUCUGCUUGUGCCUCCCACUGGGCUGAGCCCCAUGCGGGGUUUGGGGUGUCCUACAGGGUUGGGAUGUCCCUGUGGGAUUGGGGUGUCCUUGUAUGGUUGGGCUGUCGCUGUAGGUUUGGGGUGUCCUAUAGGAUUGGGAUGUCUGUAUGAUUGGGCUGUCCCUGUAGGGUUGGGGUGUCCUGCAAGGCCGGGGUGUCCCUGUAGGGUUGGGCUGUCUCUGUAGGGUUGGGGCAUUCUGCAGGGUUGGGAUGUCCCUGUAGGGUUGAGCUGUCUCUGUAGGGUUAGAAUGUCCCUGUAGGAUUGGGGUGUCCUACAGGAUUGGGAUGUCCUGCAGGGUUGGGAUAUUGCUGUAGGAUUGGGAUGUCCUGUGGGGUUGGAAUGACAUAGGAUUGGGGUGUCCCUGCAGGGUUAGAAUGUCCAUAUAGGAUUGGUGUGUUCCUGAAGUGUUGGAAUGUCCCAGCAGAGUUGGGGUGUCCCUGUGGGAUUGAGAUGCCUGGUAGGGUUGGGGUGUCCCUGUGUGGUUGAGGUGCCCCUGUAGGAUCAGGGUAUCCUGCAGGGUUGAGGUGCCCCUGUAGGGUUGGGAUGUCCUGUAGGGUUGGGGUGUCCCUGUGUGGUUGGGAUGUCCUGUAGGAUUGGGGUGUCCUGUAGGGUUGGGGUGUCCUGUAGGGUUAAGGAGUCCCUGUGGUUGGGAUGUCCUGUAGGAUUGGGGUGUCCUGGAGGGUUAAGGUGUCCCUGUGGUUGGAAUGUCCUGUAGGAUUGGGGUGUCCCUGUGUGGUUGAGGUGCCCUGGGAUCUGGGUAGUGCAGCACAAGGGACACGGGGAGGUGACCCCCUCCUCCCCCACAGCUCCAUCCAUGAGGCCGCACAGCACUGAGGACCAUUUCCCACCCCACGGGGCCCCGCCGCACUCUCAGCCUGCUGGAAAAUGUGCUGCAGUGCCCUUAAAGUGGGUUAAAAGGCUGUGGGUCAUUAUUUUUUAAAGUCACCCACGCUCCGGCAGAGCUGCAGCCCGGGAUGCAGGCAGGGGAGGAACAGAAAGCAGGGGGAAAACUCAACGCUGCUCCCACCCCAGCCAGGAUGCUCGCGGGGAGGGCACUCCGCACACUUAUACAUACUUAUAUAUAUGUACAUGGCUCUGUCUAUAGGCAGACCCCGCGUCCCCAUCCCUGUCCCCUCCGUUGUGUCCCGGGGGUGGCGUUGGGACCCCGCUGCCCUCAGCCUUCAGCACUCGCUGGCGUUGCUGUACAGGAGCUGCACCUUCUGGGAAAUAAAAGAGCCACGGGCUUCCAGCGCUGCUUCCAUUCCCCAGAGCUGAAAACGAGAGGGGAUGCUCUGGGGAGAUAGGGGGGGGGGGGAUGUUGGGGAGAGUCUGUGCCCCCCGGGGCUGCCAUAUGGGGGGAGCGCCGGGAUCCCAUCGCUGAGCGCACUGAGGCGGUGGCACCGAUGGGUCCCUCCGUGCUCAUUACUGCAGCGGCACAGCGCGCAGCCCCGACCCGGAGUCAUCUAAAUGCAAAUGAGGAUUUAGCGCAGAAACGAACGGGAAGGGGCUCCGGAGCCGGCAGCUCUCCUCGCGCUUCAUGAGACGUUGGGUUUUUGCGAGCAUUGAUCGUUUGUUGUUUUUUUUUUGGCCACCUCAUCGGGCGCAGCGAUGGGGAGCGGCGCAGCCCGGCGGUCCCGGAGCGCUAUGAGGGGGGGUUUGCGGGGGGUGUUGAUGGAGGAGCAGAGGCAGAAGGACGCAACGAUGCAGCGGUGCCCCUCGCAGCCCGCGGUGCACUCAGCGGGCAGCUCCAGGGAACGGCAUUUGCAACCCGAGGAGCCGUUUGCUGUUCGAACAUCUCCUUUUGUUUUUCCUGGUUGCUUUUGCUGUUUUAUUAACGGCUCCAUGAAAUAACGAGCCCUCACGCAGCACGCUUGAUUCCAACGUGUGUGACUGAUGACGCAGCCGCCGGGUUCUUUGUCUGCAGCGAUGCCAUCACUGCGUUAUUACGCACAUGGCCGCGGCUUCGCGGUGUGGAUGCAGAGCUCUCCCACCCCCCGGAGCAGCCCGGGACGCAUUCCGGCUCUCAGAGACACUCCUGGCUUCACUUAGAAACCCAACUCGUCGUGAAUAAUGACUGAGGCUUUCCGUUUGGUCUCCCUCUCCUUUCCCAGCUGCAAACCCUGCGCAGCCCCGACGCACAGCCGCGUGCUGGAGGUGACGGCUGCAUUCUGCAUUCCCCCCACGGAUACCACAGAGGGCUCAGGGAGGCGAUGCUGGAUGUGCGCCCUCCACCCAUGCUAAGACCCCACGGCGCAAUGGAUGCACGUUCCUGCCUCUGCUUUUGGGGGCAAGCCCCAGCCGGGCACCAAACCCAGACCCCACCACCACUAUGGGGAUGGGGGAAGGCUCGUCCGCCCUCUAUCCUACCCCGGAGCCCAAAUUCCUCCUCCUUCACCCCCCACUCAGCAGAGCUGCGUUAAUGAGACGUUUCCCUUUCCUCAAUUACUCUGUUUUCCUUCCCCCUCCCCAUCCACGGGGGCACAUCCUUCCCCACAUCCCACACAGCAUCCCAUUGAAGUGUCACUGCUGCUCCCAAGACAACGCGAGUUGAUUCAUCGCUGCUGAUAAAUUUAAACUCUUUUAUUCGUGCCAUUGUUCUCCCCAUCCGUGUUUUCCUCUCUCCCUCAAUAAAGCCCCCUCACUCUGACGAGCACUGCGGGCUCCUCGCUGCCUGGGGGCCGUUCCCUCCCCAGGAAUGGGAUGGGUUUGUUCCCAAAUGACCGCAGCAGCUCUGGGCUGGGGGACCACGCAGGGCAGUGCCACCAGCCCAGCGCUGCACAUGCUGCAAUUUGGCCCCAAAGAGGGGCUUGGGGUGCCCAAGGUGCCGAGCUCAAGCCCUCACCUUCCAUCCUUCCUAAGAACAUUUUCCAGCUUGAUAAGGACAGCAGUGUUACAGAGGCAUUAUCCUCUUUGGGAGACGUUCACGCCACCAAGGAAUGCAUCAGGAAUCCAAAUUGGUGGACUUAAUUAGUGACUUAACCCAAUCCAACACAACACCAUCCCAAUCCCAAACCCCAUCUGACCCCAUUCCAAUCCCAAUCUCAACCCCAACCUCCUCCCAUACCAACACAAAUUCCGUUCAACCCCAUCCCAAUCCUACCCUCAACCCAAAUCCCAUCUGAUCCCAUCUCAAUUCCAACCCCAACCAAUCCAGACUCCAUCCCAUCCCCACCCUAAAUCCCAUGCAACCCCAUCCUAAU